AUGGAGGUGCUUACCGUUCGUCUUGGAAAUAUCCAUUGCGAUGACUGUCGCAUUGCGGUUGCAAAUGCCCUUGCCAAACUGGGGAUUAAGAUUCAAGAUAGUUCAAAAGAUCAUGUACCAAAUUCCUACCAUAUCGAAGACAAUAAUGUGAUCGUAUAUGGAUCCAACCUACAACCAAAAACAAUCAUCAAAAAUAUCGUUAAGAAUGGUUUUAAAGUGCUCUCCUGGGAUGCGACAACUGAAGAUGACGAUACUAACGAAGAAUUAAGUACCACUACAGUGAUUCCUUCAACCUCAUGGUGGUCCAAAUUUCAGGACUCAAGACAAAAGCGCUCACACCUCAAACAUUGUUCAAAGUGUAAAGAAGAACAAACCGAUCAAGAUUCUGAAUUAACCGCUAUUUCUCCCGUUGUUGAAAAGCAAGAGAGAGAGUUCAGAGUUGUAUUCUCGGUGGAAGGUAUGACAUGUGCCAGUUGUGUCCAUGAUGUAGAAGAAAAAAUUGGUACUAUUCUUUCUGAUGCUGGAGUGUCUUUAAAUGAUACUGACAAACAACCUAACUAUUCUGUAAGCUUGAUUCUGCACACUGCUGUUGUUGUUCUCCCCAAUAAGCAACUCAUCAAUAAAAUUGUCGAUGGGGUUUAUAACAUUGGAUUUGAAUGCAAACUUGUGGAAGCAUUGCCUGUUGAGAGAUCCAUCAACACAAAGAUUGUUGCCAUAAUUGGGGGUAUGACAUGUGCUGCAUGUUCUAAUUCCAUUCGACUGGCAGCCAUUGAACUACCAUUUGUAUUAGAAUGUGGUAUUAACCUCGUUAGUAAGACUGGUCAAUUUGUUAUGGAAUAUGACCCCGAAAAUUUAGAAAAACUAAAAGAAACAGUGGAGGAAUGUGGUUUUGACUUUGAAGUUGUUACAACUGAACAAAUCAAUUACACGUCGACUAAGAAACGGUCGCGUACCAUCAAUGUUAGCGUUGAUGGUAUGUUCUGUUCUCAUUGUCCAGAAAUCGUCAUGGAUUACCUCAAUUCGUAUGGUGAAGCAGUUGUAAUUGAUGACCCAAUUACUUUGGAUCAUCCAUAUAUCAAAUUUACAUAUUUACCUAAUCCGGAAUCAGGUAUCCAUAUAAGAAAGUUUCUUGAUGAUAUCAGUCACUUGGAAGCUGAUUCUACUGAUCCUUUGGGGUAUAAAAUUGACAAGAAUAAUGACGAAUCGUCUUUUAAGGCCACAUUGGUUCAACCAAUUUCUAUGGAUGAACACCUUCGUGAGCUUUCGAAGAGAGAAGUUUUCAAUAUUGUUAGGCGGCUCAUUUUGGCUACCGUGUUUGCCGUUCCUACAUUUAUUUUUGGAAUUGUAGGUAUGUCGCUUCUCCCAAAGUCCAACAAUUUUAGAAUAUGGGUUGAUGAACCCCUUUGGGUUGGUGCAGUUUCUAGAAGUACCUGGAUUUUAUUUAUUUUGAGUACUCCAGUUUAUUUUUUUGCUGCUGAUAUCUUUCACAUUAAGGCAUUAAAGGAGCUCAAAGCAUUAUGGUUUUAUAAGAAUUCCUUUCGGAAACGUUUAUUUCGUUUUGGAUCUAUGAGUCUUUUGAUGUGUUUGGGUACUUCCGUUUCAUACUUUGCAAGUAUUGUAUUGUUAAUUUUGAGUUCACAAAAGAAAAAUGGCAUGGAUAUGAGAGAGGGAAUCACCAUGUCCUAUUUUGACCUGGUGGUAUUCCUUACCUUCUUCUUGCUUAUUGGGAGAUUACUUGAAAGUUUUUCAAAGAGUAAGACUGCUGAUGCUAUUGCGAGUUUGAGUAAAUUGAAAGUAACUCAAGCUCAUUUAGUUGAUAGAGACAAUGACAAUGACGAGGAAGAUAAAGUAGUUGACGUCAAAUUCCUAGAAGUGGGUGAUCUCAUAAGAGUUGUUUCUGGGGACUCCCCACCUGUUGACUGUACGGUUGUUGAAGGUCAAUCCGAAUUUGACGAGGCUGCUCUUACUGGUGAGUCCAAGCCAGUAAAGCAUACGUCAGGACAUCAAAUAUUUUCCGGGACCGUAAAUGUAGGGAAUGAGGCCAUUAUAGCUAAAAUCACAUCUUUGGAAGGUGAUUCACUUCUUGACCAGAUUGUGAACACAGUAAGAGAUGGACAAUUAAGAAAGGCACCAAUUGCUAGAACAGCUGAUCUUUUGACCGGGUAUUUUGUUCCUGUUAUUGUUUUCUUGGCAGUGCUUACUUGGGUCAUUUGGAUUUCACUUGGGUACAGUGGAUCUCUCCCUGAGCAUUAUCUUGAUACUGAGAUUGGUGGCUGGGCUGUAUGGUCUCUCGAAUUCUGUAUCGCAGUCUUUGUCAUUGCAUGUCCAUGUGGUAUUGGAUUGGCUGCUCCAACUGCAUUGUUUGUUGGUUCAGGUUUAGCAGCAAAAUAUGGUAUACUUGCCAAAGGAGGAGGUAUUGCAUUCCAAGAUGGAGCAAAUACGAACGUCGUUUGUUUUGAUAAGACUGGUACAUUAACUUAUGGAGAACUUCAGGUAACUGAUUAUUUAUUUACCGAUGAUGAAGAUAUAGCAAGCAAGACAUUUUCUCUUCAAGCAGCCAAGGAUUUGGAAUUGGUUUCUAAGCAUCCAUUGGCUAAGUCAGUGAAAUCGUUUUUGAAUAAGUAUGGAUUCCCCAAAAAUAAUAUAACAGCAACUCAAAACAAAAUCCCACAAGUUGAAAAUGUACCUGGGAAGGGUCUUCGUGGUUAUUUCGUUAUAGAAGAAACUCAAGAAGAAGAAAACAGCAUAUGGACAAAAUAUUCUCCUUCAGAGGCACUUUUGGGAAAUGAAGCAUUACUCCAUGAUUACAACGUCGAGAUUAGUACGAAGCAAAGUGAAAUCUUGACUAGAUGGAAAUCCGAAUGUAAGUCAGUUGUUCUCGUGGCAAUUCGAUGUAAGGAUUUAUAUGGUGAUGAUCUCUAUCACUUGUCCUUUAUGAUGGCAUGUAGAGACCAGAUCCGGGCUGAAACAAAAACUGUGGUUUCCUCUCUUCAGAAAAGUAAUAUUGAGUGCUGGAUGAUUACUGGAGACAAUAAACUUACUGCCAAGGCAAUCGGGAAAGAAAUUGGAAUUUCUGAAGAUAGAAUCGUUAGUGAAGUGUUACCGGACGAAAAACAAGCACAAGUGCAAAAGAUUCAAAAGUUAAGUAAGGGGAAGCGGAAUAUUGUUGCAAUGGUUGGUGAUGGUAUUAAUGAUGCACCAGCAAUGGCUUCUGCAGAUCUUGGUAUUGCUUUGUCUUCUGGUGCCGAUUUGGCAGUAACCCUGAGUGAUUUUAUUAUACUUAAUAGAGAGAAUCCAUUGGUCACCUUAGUGACUUUGUUAGAUCUCUCUCGGACAAUUUUCAGACGAGUAAAGUUUAAUUUUGGCUGGAGUUUAGUAUACAACAUGAUUGGUAUCCCGGUUGCUGCUGGGGUAAUAUAUCCUUACAAUAACACACGUUUGAGUCCAGUCUGGGCCAGUGCAGCCAUGGCACUCUCGUCAAUCAGUGUGGUACUCAGUAGUUUGGCCUUGAAAUUCUAUACUCCACGCGUUAAGGCUGUAGAAGAAUUGGAAUUGGAAGAGGAAGAACCUAGAAAAGUUACGUUGCAAGAAUAA
This is a messenger RNA of [Candida] anglica, 3594 nucleotides long. Lineage: Eukaryota; Fungi; Ascomycota; Pichiomycetes; Serinales; Debaryomycetaceae. The record is from the annotation of a GenBank genome assembly.